Messenger RNA from Rattus norvegicus (Norway rat), 2539 nucleotides. Lineage: Eukaryota; Metazoa; Chordata; Mammalia; Rodentia; Muridae. The record is from RefSeq and is a predicted model, not a curated record.
GUUGUGGUUUGCCUUGGAGUUCUCUCUGAAUUUGUAAAAUAAAGGCAAGAGCUCGAGAUUUGGGCAGAGGGAGGAGUCGGGAGCGAGAGGGGAGGAGUCAGGAGAGGGGAGGAGUCAGGGGAGGAGAAAAGAAAGAAUCAGGAGAGAGUCGUCGCGGGAGAAGGAGAAGCUGGAGACCUGGCAAAUAAAAGGUUUCGAGGUCCAGGUGCAUCUCUGUGUGACCCACCGUGCUCUAAGACGACCUCCACAGCUGCCCUGCUCAACCAGUGGAACUGCGUAUCCAGCUGCUCAUAACAAGAUGGCUUCACAGAGCUGCCAGAGGGGCCCGGAGAAUGCACACAUGCACCCCAAGGGACCAUGUUGUUCUGCUCUCUGCUUUCUGUGUAGCCUGGGCUCUUCACCACAUGGCAGCAGCCUAGGACCACUCAGGAAAUGUGGAAGACGGAGCAAGCCAGUCCAAUCCAGCCCGGAGGGCUCACGAGUGGCAGAGUGGCCCGAUGGCUUGCUGAGUUUACUGUUGCUUCUGUGGAGCCUGCUGCCCUCAGCAGGUGGACUGGAAUUGGAGAUGGCAGGAACCACUCAGAUAGUAUUCCUACAUGAAGAUGUCACCAUACCCUGCAAAAUCCUUGGCUCCCUGCACCUCGACCUCAGUAUUGUGGGAGUCAUCUGGUCUUUGAAGAAGGACGGGGAUGAAUCUGAGGUGUUUAAGUUUUAUGGAGAUCAACUAGAGGCAGUCCGGCCUGGAGCCAACGUGUCCUUGUUGGGGCUAGAACAUGGAGAUGCCUCACUCUACCUACCCAGGUUCGAGUUAUGGGAAGCAGGAGAAUACCAAUGCAAGGUCGUGGUGACCCCUGAAAAGAAAGAGGGGACAACCAGGCUAGAAGUCGUUGGUCUGUUCAGAUUCAACGGAACUAAAACCGCUUGACAACCUUUAGCAACUUCCCUGUUUGUCUGAACUGAAGAGGGCUUUUCUGUCCACAGAGGUAAGAGUAAUCUACCUAAAGACUUAGAGGAAAGAGUCUGGGAACAGCCUGCUGUAAACAAACUUAGGAAUUCUCUACCCCAGCCGUCUCCACUGAAGGGGACGCGAGAGGAUGUCCGAAAGAGGAGCUCAGUGUGAGCUGGGGCGCCGCGACCUCAACUCAGAUUCAGCUUUGUCUCUUCCGACCUGGGAGAGCAGACCGAACAUGCUGUAUCUUGGAGUGAAGUCUUCCAUGUAUCGCCCAGGACAGGGUCUCACUGAGUUGCUGAGAAGGGCUUGGGCAUGAGCUGAACUCUUAGCUUAUUCUUCUGCUCACACCAACCUCACUGCAGUGCUGGUCUCACUUCCUUCUGCCUUCAAUCCCAUUGCACCUCCCUCGGGGUCCUCGGGGCUGGGUCCUUGGACAUUCUCUGUGUAGGUUGUCAUGCACUUGGUAUUCGCUGGCACUCCCUGUGCUCUUUGGGGUUCCUGAAACUCUCAAUUGAUGCCCUUUCUUUUUUUUUUUUUUUUUUUUUUUUUUUUUUUUUUUUUUUUUGGGAGCUGGGGACCGAACCCAGGGCCUUGCGCUUCCUAGGCAAGCGCUCUACCACUGAGCUAAAUCCCCAGCCCUUGAUGCCCUUUCUUAACGUGAGUAUCCUUCCCCCCUACGACUGUGUUCUUCAAGUCUUGGCUUAUCUUUUUUUUUUUUUCUUUUUCUUUUUUCCGGAGCUGGGGAUUGAACCCAGGGCCUUGCACUUGCUAGGCAAGCGCUCUACUGAGCUAAAUCCCCAACCCCUUGGCUUAUCUUUUUACUGCGUCACUUCUACACAGAAGUGUUGAUUUUUAAAUUGUUUUAGCAAUCCCAAUGUACUGUUCUUUCCUUAAUAGUUCAUAGUCUCACGUUAUUUCCUUAUUUGGCUUUUUGGAAAAUGGUUUCAGGUAGCCUAGGCUGGUUAGCACAUGCUGUGUAGCUGCCACUAGCCUGCAGUGCUCUUCCUCCAGUCUCCAUCUCUGGUGUUGCAGUUUGUGCCUCCACAGCAGGCCUUUUGUUUUGUGUGUUGUGUCAUUAGUGUCACAGCAGCUUUCCUGAAGGUUCCUUCCCGAAGGUGCUCCUGACACUUCUGAAUCGACCUGGGAUGGCCUCCCUACAACAUCUCUCUACAGCGAACAUGCUAAGCACCAUAUAAUGGUGUCCGCUAGCGCUGUGCUCACUCACUGCCUUUUCGGAUUCUCGAAACUGCUUGAUGAUAAUUUCAUGAAGUUUGCUUGGCAAGAUUGCUGUGCAGACGGGGGCCACUGCGUGUCAGCAGUCUGCUGGUGCUGCCAACAUGUCCCACGCAUGUUAAUUAAGCCGUGUCCCAAUGUGUUCACUCACCUCUCCUUAACUCUCCUCAGGGGUUAAACAUGUUGAAGAGAGCUCCUUUGUCUCCUCCAGGGAGCCCCCAGUUUCCUGUGGUAAAGUAAGAGGUCUGCAAGGCUGUUGCUGAGGUAGACGCCUCUGUGCUGUGAGGAGAGAAACAGGUAGUUGGCUCUGGCUGACCUGUAGUUUUCUUUUCUGACAGCUCACCCUAACAUGAG